AUGCACUCCACAAGUAUAGUCAAGAUCCUCAGCCUAGCCAUGACCCUCGUGCCACUCGCCAACAGCACUCCACAGGGUGGGCAACCAUGCGGGCUCGGGAUAGCCCCCUGCGCGGAGGGCCUGACGUGUCAGCCCGUCUCUGACUCGUGCACCGACGUGAACCGAUGCUCCGGUCGAUGCUUCUUCGACAGCAGCAGCAAUGUCAACAAAAAGAAGCCAUAUACGCUGUGUGGUGGCUUCCGCGUUAACCCCGCCACUUGCGAAGACGGCCACCAGUGCUGUGACGAUCCGCGAGACGCUCACAACUGCGGCAUGGCCUGCGACAAGCCUGGCAUCUGCGUGUCCAAUGACGCUGUGCGGUAUUACCCGGCCGACCCUUGCCCGGAUGGGCUCACUUACUAUCCUUACUCCGGCAAGUACAGCUUCACCGAUGCCCUCGGGCUAUGUCUGUGA
Molecule: messenger RNA, 453 nt
Organism: Geosmithia morbida
Lineage: Eukaryota; Fungi; Ascomycota; Sordariomycetes; Hypocreales; Bionectriaceae
Exons: 1
Coding region: 1-453 (150 amino acids)
Source: RefSeq, a predicted model, not a curated record